Messenger RNA from Ipomoea triloba (trilobed morning glory), 531 nucleotides. RefSeq lists its product as uncharacterized. The coding region runs from base 1 to 531 and encodes 176 amino acids. NCBI's taxonomy places the organism in Eukaryota, Viridiplantae, Streptophyta, Magnoliopsida, Solanales, Convolvulaceae. The record is from RefSeq and is a predicted model, not a curated record. The transcript has a single exon.
AUGCGAGUGUUCGACAAGCUGUUCAAUGCUCUCAACUGUCCUGCUGAACGGCGUGUGGAUAUUUCUGUUUACUAUCUUCAGCAGCGAGCUGACAUCUGGUGGGCUGCAGCUAGUCCGGCCCUACGUCAAUCGCCAACUUUUGGAUGGGAAGCUUUCAAGGAUGCUCUGAGGGAGAAAUUUUACCCUGAGCAUGUUAGGACGGCUAAGUACGAUGAAUUCCUUCACCUGCGUCAAGGAAAUAGAUCGGUUCAGGAGUACUACACCGAUUUUCUCGAUCUGUCGAGAUUUGCACCGGCUUUGGUCCCUGAUGAGCGAAGCAAAACGAGUAAGUUCAUCCGAGGACUCAACUUUGAGACUCAGAAGGGUCUGAGUAUGUUCAGAUGCCAGACUCUGGACGAGGCAUAUAGCAGAGCUGCUAGCCAUUGUCAGGUUCAGCAAUUCCAGAGAGAGGUCGCUGGAAAAGGAAAGAGAAAGAGUGAAGAAGAUCGUCAACAAGGUGAGAAGAGGCCUAAAUUUCCUCAUCCAGGCUAG